CUCACUUCGCUCUCUGCUCACAUCUCAUUUCCCGGAGCCCCCCUCUCUCUCUCUCCUCUUUCUCUCUCUUGUCAUUUUGUUACUUCUAUAUAUGAAUCCUCUCCGCCGCCUCAUUUUCAUUCUCACUGCUUCUCUCUCUCUCUCUUCUCUUUCUUGAAUUCUUCUUCUCUGCAAGACUGGGACACACAUAUCAAACAUCUCCUGCGAAUUUGCUAAUUAUAAUCAGAAAUGGGUGGUUGUUUCUCCUCUGAAUCCGAUUACUCUCAUCGUCAGAGGCUCACUGCAAAUGUGGUCUCCGUCAAUGGAGAAUUGCGGCAGUACCCUCUCCCCAUCACAGUCUCGCAAGUGCUUCACUUUGAGGCCGGGUCUCCGGGUUCUUUCUUCGUCUGCAGCUCCGACGGGUUGUACUUCGACGAUUACAUACCGUCUCUCGACGCGGAGGACGAGUUGGAGUCGGCACAGAUCUACUUCGUGCUGCCGGUUGCUAAGCUUCAACAUCGCCUCGCAGCCGCCGACAUGGCUGCUUUAGCUGUUAAGGCCAGCGCGGCGCUCACCGCUUCCGAUCGCCGGCGAAGCAGGAAGGCUCGGAUUUCCCCUGUUUUGGCGGCGGAGGAAGAUCCUCAAUCCAACCAUCAAAUCCUCAACAAAAUCAGUCCCCUCAGCGGAAAAAGUGGGAGUAAAGGUAGUAGCAGUUCGUCGGGGUUAGGGAUUUCGAGAUCCGGUUCAAUGAGGAAGUUGCAGAGGAACUCUUCCCGACGAGCUAAACUGGCCGUUCGAUCAUUCAAGUUGAGGCUGACCACAAUCAAUGAAGGAUCUGUUCUCUACAAUUGAUGAUGAUAAUCAUAUGCUAAAAUGGGAGAUGAUGAAUGUUGAUUCUUGGGUUUGAUGGGAGAUCUCUUGUUUGGAUUUUUGGGAGAACGGGAGAGUCUCUUUGAGGAGGAAAUUCAAAUAAGUAAAUAUUUUUAGGCAUUGGAUGCAUAUAUGUAAGUAUGUAUGUAAGUUACCCCCCAAAAAGGAAAAGAGUAUUUAUGUAUCUAAUCUAUUCCCAUUUUGAAUUUGUUAGGGAAAAUAUGAUUGAUUUGGUCAUCUA
Sesamum indicum (sesame) is the source of this 1090-nucleotide messenger RNA. RefSeq lists its product as uncharacterized. The record is from RefSeq and is a predicted model, not a curated record. NCBI's taxonomy places the organism in Eukaryota, Viridiplantae, Streptophyta, Magnoliopsida, Lamiales, Pedaliaceae.